UUGUAUAUUAAUAAAUAAAAUAUGUACUAUAGUUAAUAACAACAAAAUCAUAAUACAAUUUUGCUUAAUUUUAAAAAUAUAUACUACAUAUAAAAAAAUAAAAUAUUUUUUUUUUAUAAAUGUAAUGAAGAAGAAAAUCUUAAUGGUUUGUUUGGGCAAUACCUGUCGCUCUCCCAUUGCUGAAGCUGUCAUGAUCGCCACAAUAAAAAAAUAUCAUGUCUAUGAAGAUUGGGAAGUAGAUAGUGCGGCCAUUGCUGAUUGGCAUGUUGGUAAAGAACCCAAUAUUCGUUCUAUGAAUAUAAUGAAAAAAUAUAAAUUACCCUAUAAAAAUCGGGCGCGACAAAUAAGGGCCUCUGAUUUUAAUGAAUUUGAUUAUAUUUUUGGUAUGGAUUUGUAUAAUAUGGCUAAAUUGGAUGCCUGCAUGCCACAGGGUUCAAAAGCAAAACUACUGAUGUUGGGUGAAUUUGGUUUGCCAGAAUCGGAUAGAAUUAUAGAGGAUCCAUAUUGUGCCCGUACUGAUGCAGCAUUUGAGAAAGUUUAUCAACAAUGUGUGGUGGCUUGUGAAGCGUUUUUGCAGAAGGCGCUAGCAAAUGAAAUUUAGAAAUUAAAAAUACGUUGUAUAUAGAAACUAAAAAAACAAAAAGACUUUGUAAUAAAAUAUCGAAUUUAUUAUGAUCGGUGAUCAUAACAGUAA
Messenger RNA from Lucilia sericata (common green bottle fly), 694 nucleotides. RefSeq names its product low molecular weight phosphotyrosine protein phosphatase 1-like. Gene Ontology annotation, molecular function: non-membrane spanning protein tyrosine phosphatase activity; acid phosphatase activity. The transcript is spliced from 3 exons. Gene Ontology annotation, biological process: protein dephosphorylation. Lineage: Eukaryota; Metazoa; Arthropoda; Insecta; Diptera; Calliphoridae. The record is from RefSeq and is a predicted model, not a curated record. The coding region runs from base 125 to 601 and encodes 158 amino acids. Gene Ontology annotation, cellular component: cytoplasm.